GUAUUUUGUGAGCAAUUGCAAAGUAGUUUCUAUUCCUUUACAAUAAACGCCUGCAGUGAAAAUGAACAAUUUAGUACUUCACAGCGAAAAAGCGGACUCCGAGAUACCUUGCUUAUGCCGAAUGUGUCUAUCGACAGAUUCUACUUUGGAGCCGCUGACUUCCGACGAAUUGGGACGCUAUCUCUAUCAAAAAAUCUUCGAACAUACAAACGUUCAGUUGCUGCCAUCAGAACAAUGUACAUCGUAUUUGUGUAGCACCUGUAAAUCGCGUCUGAAUGCUCUGUUUACGUUCCGCUGGCGCUGCACAAGGAAUGUUGCGAUGGUUGACCGAUUUAUAGCAGAACCGACUCACACUCAUUUUAUCAAAAGCGAAACAAAUGCAGAUCAACCUGACGAUUAUACGCAUGCGACAAGCGGUGCUGAAUCAGUGUGGGUGAAAAAGGAGCUUGCCACAACAGAUUCCGUGAAUGGCACACAAUCGAACCAACAAGAUUCGCAACAGACAACCAAGACAUACGAUGGUAGUCAACAUGACGAUUUGUUUGAAACCGAGGAACAAUCGUUGGAAAUUAUUUUAAAAUGUGAACCGGAAGAACCGCAACAACAGCAUCUGCAGCCAUCCGAUGUUGAUCUGAAACAUGAGAAUAAUACCCUCCAAACAGAUCUGCUGCAUUCCCACCGUCAGAUGGAAAAAGAACCGCUUGUCGCAGCAGCACAUUUCGGAAAUCAGCACUUGUUAAAUCAAACAGAUAUUAGCGAUCGAGGAAAGUCAGGACUCACAGGUAACAAGUCUAUCUCAAUAAUUGAUCAGCAGCAACCGUCGACGUCGAAUGAACAACGGCGCUCACAAAGCAAUCUCAUUAAACCGGAAUUUUUCGUGUCGACAGAGCUUGACUCGAAUGGCAGUGGUAAUGUAAAUAACAAACACAAACACCAGUGCCCGAAUUGUCCAGCCAAGUUUGAACGGUCAUGCAAACUGGAAGAUCAUAUCCGCACUCACACCGGCGAAAAGCCUUUCAAGUGUAAAAUAUGUGACAAAGCGUUUCAUUCGGCAAGCAACCAGAGGAACCAUAUGGCAAUACACAACAAGGAACUGAAUCAUCAAUGUCCUCAUUGCUCCGCCAAGUUUGCUCGGUCAUGGUUACUGAAAACCCAUAUCCGCACUCACACCG
Molecule: messenger RNA, 1172 nt
Organism: Anopheles cruzii
Lineage: Eukaryota; Metazoa; Arthropoda; Insecta; Diptera; Culicidae
Product: homeotic protein spalt-major-like
Exons: 3
Biological process (GO): regulation of transcription by RNA polymerase II
Cellular component (GO): nucleus
Molecular function (GO): RNA polymerase II cis-regulatory region sequence-specific DNA binding; zinc ion binding; DNA-binding transcription factor activity, RNA polymerase II-specific
Source: RefSeq, a predicted model, not a curated record